This is a messenger RNA of Humulus lupulus (European hop), 2276 nucleotides long. RefSeq names its product probable WRKY transcription factor 72. The coding region runs from base 276 to 2027 and encodes 583 amino acids. The record is from RefSeq and is a predicted model, not a curated record. NCBI's taxonomy places the organism in Eukaryota, Viridiplantae, Streptophyta, Magnoliopsida, Rosales, Cannabaceae. Gene Ontology annotation, biological process: regulation of DNA-templated transcription. The transcript has 4 exons. Gene Ontology annotation, molecular function: sequence-specific DNA binding; DNA-binding transcription factor activity.
UAGUGAGAGUGUAUGGUUUUGUAGAUUAGAGUUGACAUUUUUGGUUGCCUGCGUAAUAUGGGUAAUCGAUUAGCUGAUUUAUGGAAUUUGUGUAUUUGUUUAUACCAAAGUCCGAGAGUAGUGCUUUAUUUUUAUAAUAAAAAGAGAGGUGGUAUAGGUAAGGUAAAGGGAAAUAUACAUAUAUUAUAGGUAUAGAUCAUCAAAUUAAUGAGAUCUUGUUAAUAGCUCUUUACAGCGUGUUAUAUAGGAGAGAGUUGGGUGUUAGAAUUUGAAAGAUGCCAAACUCUUAUGGUUCUUCAGAUAUAGAACAAAAGAGAGUUGACUCCAAAGUUUCUCAUCAAGAUCUUCAAACCAAUAAUCUAGUGUUAACAAAGGAUUGUGAAAUUGAAAACACAAAAGCCGAAAUGGGUGAGGUAAGAGAAGAAAACAAGAGACUAAAAACGGUGUUAAAUCAUAUUGAGAAGGAUUACAAGUCUCUCCAAUUGCGAUUUUUCGACAUCGUCAAAGAAGUUGAUCAUCAUGAUCAGGAUUUGAAGAAACCAAGUAAAUUGACAGAUAGUAAUAAUAUUGUUUCAGCUAAUCAUGGUCGUGAUCAUGAUCAUGACCACCAUGAAAUGGAAGAAGCUGAUCAGCUUGUGUCUCUUAGGCUUGGAAGGAGUCCAAAGCAGCAGCCUAAAAGUAUGAACAAUAAUACUAUUGUUGAAGAUGGUACUAGUAGUACGACCAACUUGAUCAGCAAAACUAGAGAUCAAGAUCAUCAUGAUCGUGAUCAAGAGUUGAUAAAGGCCAACCUCACUCUUGGAUUAGACUCUGAAUUAACGCAGUUGACUUCGGAGAUUGUGAGUGAUCCCAGCCCAGAGAAUAGUUCAGAAUUAGAAGUUAAUAAGGAUUUGGCAGAAGCUAAAACCCCAAAUAAGACGACGAGAAGUAGUAAUGAGGAUGAAGUUUCACAGGCUCAAGCUAAAAGAGCUAGAGUUUCUGUCAGAGCAAGAUGUGAUACUCCAACGAUGAACGAUGGAUGUCAAUGGAGGAAAUACGGGCAAAAAAUUGCAAAAGGAAAUCCAUGUCCACGAGCCUACUAUCGUUGCACGGUUGCACCAUCCUGCCCAGUUAGAAAACAGGUACAAAGAUGUGCCGAGGACAUGUCCAUACUAAUCACCACCUAUGAAGGGAGCCACAACCACCCACUUCCGGUGACAGCCACGGCCAUGGCUUCCACAACCUCAGCCGCGGCCUCCAUGUUAUUAUCUGGCUCUUCAACCUCUCAUGAUCCAUUCUCCACCGUUGGUUUCACAUCCACCAAAAACUCACCCCUUAAUAUAAAUGGCCUAUUACAAAAUAAUAAUUUCAAUUAUUUUGAUACAUUCAGAACAAAGCAGUUCUAUUCAUCUACUAGUCUAUCUCCUUUGUUCCCAACAAUCACGCUUGAUCUCACCACACCCCAAUUGACCUCUUCAACGUCAUCAACACCACCAUCAUCCCAAUUCAACAGGUCAGGUUUUGCUCCAUCAUCAAGAUCAUCAAGCCAUAGUUUUGGGUCCUCAGAGCCCAAUAUUUUGCAACCAGUUUGGGGUAAUGGGUACCACCUAAAUUAUGGCCCAAUGUACUACGACAAAGCCAAGAUGAAUGGUCCCCUGAACCUUGGUAAUAAACAGGCCCAAGAAUUCAUUUACCAACGUUGUGCAGAAAAGAUGGUCAGUUAUAAUAAUCACAACCAAGGUUCAUCUGUGCAAGAGUCGUUGACUGAAACGUUGACCAAAGCUAUAACUUCGGACCCAAGUACUUUCAAAUCGGUUAUUGCGGCUGCGAUCUCGUCCAUGGUUGGAGGUGGUGAAACCCAUCUUGGCCGGAAGCAAGAUGAAGUGGAGAAGUUAGGUCAACGUUUGACUUUGGGUGAUGCCAAUACUACUACUACUACUGCUACAAUUGCAAAUACUAGUACGGCUGUUUCUCAUAAUCCGUUGACUCAGAAUGGUCAAGGCCUGGCAUCUAGCUACCUCAACAGAUUGUCAUCUUCAAACUUCUAAGCUCUGGAAGCUUUGAUGCUUAAAUAUAUAGUUCGGAAUUUAUAGGUUUAUUAUAGCAUUGUUCUUACAUAUAAAUAUAUAAUAUGUACGUAGUGGUAUUUGUAUAUGUGGCAGCGUAUCAACACUGCUUCAUAAUUGUGAGUCUCGUAGUUUGUUAUGUAUGUGUAACAGUAUUGAAACGCUACCACAUUAUACUAUCCACAUGAUAUACAUAUAUUAUUGAUAUAUACUAGUUUUACAAUUUUCUUC